GCGGCGGGUCAGUCUCCGCCGGGCGCUCCGGGGAUCAGCUGGCGGGCGGGCGGGUGCCGUACGCGGCCCCGGCUCUCGCUGCUGCGCCGCCUCCUUUCCCCGACGCAGGCAGGCCUGGCGGCCGUGACAAUGUUGCGGGGCUGGUAGCUGGGCGCCGGCCGUCGAGCCAUCUCAAGUUUAAACUUAUACGAAUCGCUCUUUUGAGGAGGAGGGGACCGCGGAGGGAUUGACACGCUUAUUCCUAUAGGCAUCCUCCCUCAGCCCCCACCCCCACUGCCGGAUUCGGGUGGCUCCUCUCCGAACUGAAAUCUGAGAAGAAAUCCUUGGAUCUCUUGUUUUCUUUAAAAAAAGAAAAAAAAUCUAGAAUCUGUCGGUAUUUUGCUUUACUGCUUCCUAUUCGCAAGAUGAAGAAGUUUUUCGACUCCCGGCGAGAGCAAGGCGGCUCUGGCCUGGGCUCCGGCUCCAGCGGAGGAGGGGGAAGCACCUCGGGCCUGGGCAGUGGUUACAUCGGAAGGGUCUUUGGCAUUGGGCGACAGCAGGUCACUGUGGAUGAAGUGUUGGCGGAAGGUGGAUUUGCUAUCGUGUUUCUGGUGAGGACAAGCAAUGGAAUGAAAUGUGCCUUGAAACGCAUGUUUGUCAACAAUGAGCACGAUCUCCAGGUGUGCAAGAGAGAAAUCCAGAUAAUGAGGGACUUGUCAGGACACAAGAACAUUGUGGGUUACAUUGAUUCUAGUAUCAACAAUGUGAGUAGCGGUGAUGUAUGGGAAGUGCUCAUUCUCAUGGACUUCUGUAGGGGAGGCCAGGUGGUCAACCUGAUGAACCAGCGCCUGCAAACGGGUUUUACAGAGAAUGAAGUGCUCCAGAUAUUUUGUGACACCUGUGAAGCUGUUGCCCGCCUCCAUCAGUGCAAAACUCCUAUUAUUCACCGUGACCUGAAGGUUGAAAAUAUCCUCUUGCAUGACCGAGGCCACUACGUCUUGUGUGACUUUGGAAGCGCCACCAACAAAUUCCAGAAUCCACAAACUGAAGGAGUGAAUGCAGUAGAAGAUGAGAUUAAAAAAUACACAACGCUGUCCUAUCGGGCACCAGAAAUGGUCAACCUGUACAGUGGCAAAAUCAUCACUACGAAGGCAGACAUUUGGGCUCUUGGAUGUUUAUUGUAUAAAUUAUGCUAUUUCACUUUGCCAUUUGGAGAGAGUCAGGUGGCAAUUUGUGAUGGAAACUUCACAAUUCCUGAUAACUCUCGAUAUUCCCAAGACAUGCACUGCUUGAUUAGAUAUAUGUUGGAACCAGACCCUGACAAAAGGCCAGAUAUUUACCAGGUCUCCUACUUCUCAUUUAAACUACUCAAGAAAGAAUGCCCAAUUCCGAAUGUACAGAACUCUCCCAUUCCUGCAAAGCUCCCUGAGCCAGUGAAAGCCAGUGAGGCAGCUGCAAAGAAGAGCCAGCCAAAGGCCAGACUGACAGAUCCCAUUCCCACCACAGAGACUUCCAUUGCGCCCCGCCAGAGGCCUAAAGCUGGGCAGACUCAGCCAAACCCAGGAAUCCUUCCCAUCCAGCCAGCACUGACACCUCGAAAGAGGGCCACGGUUCAGCCCCCACCGCAGGCUGCAGGAUCCAGCAAUCAGCCUGGUCUUUUAGCCAGUGUUUCCCAACCAAAAACCCAGCCCCCAUCUAGCCAACCUCUACCACAAUCGCAGCCCAAGCAGCCACCGGCUCCACCCACCUCACAGCAGACGCCUUCCACUCCUGCCCAGGGUCUGCCCACUCAGGCCCAGGCAACACCCCAGCACCAGCAGCAGCUCUUCCUCAAGCAGCAGCAGCAGCAGCAGCAGCAGCAACAGCAACAGCAGCCGCCACCGCCAUCACAGCAGCCAGCAGGCACGUUUUACCAGCAGCAGCAGGCCCAGGCUCAACAGUUUCAGGCAGUACACCCAGCAACUCAGCAGCCAGCAGUUGCCCAGUUCCCUGUGGUGUCUCAAGGAAGCUCUCAACAGCAGCUGAUACAGAACUUCUACCAGCAGCAGCAGCAGCAGCAGCAGCAGCAGCAGCAGCUCGUCACAACCCUGCAUCCACAGCAGCUGCUGACUCAGCAGGCCGCCUUGCAGCAGAAGCCCGCUGCGGGAGCAGUACAGCAGCCCCAGGCACAGCCGGCCGCAGCCCCACAGCCAUCCCCUGCUCAGGAGCCCGCGCAGAUUCAAGCCCCAGUAAGACAACAGCCAACAGUUCAGACAACGCCACCUCCUGCCGUCCAAGGACAGAAACUUGGAUCUCUCACUCCUCCAUCAUCCCCCAAGACCCAACGUGCUGGACACAGGCGGAUUCUCAGUGAUGUAACCCACAGUGCAGUCUUCGGGGUCCCUGCCAGCAAAUCAACCCAGCUGCUCCAGGCAGCUGCAGCUGAGGCCAGUCUCAAUAAGUCCAAGUCUGCAACCACCACUCCAUCAGGUUCUCCUCGGACCUCCCAGCAAAACGUUUAUAAUCCUUCAGAAGGUUCUACGUGGAAUCCCUUUGAUGAUGACAAUUUCUCCAAACUCACAGCUGAAGAACUACUAAACAAGGACUUUGCCAAACUGGGGGAAGGCAAACAUCCUGAGAAGCUUGGAGGCUCAGCUGAGAGUUUGAUCCCAGGCUUUCAACCAACCCAAAGUGACGCUUUUGCCAGCUCCUCAUUUUCUGCUGGAACCGCUGAAAAAAGGAAGGGUGGGCAGACUGUGGAUUCUAGCCUCCCACUUCUCAGCGUAUCUGAUCCUUUCAUUCCUCUUCAAGUACCUGAUGCACCAGAAAAGCUAAUUGAGGGACUCAAAUCUCCUGACACCUCUCUUCUGCUCCCUGACCUCUUGCCUAUGACAGAUCCUUUUGGUAGCACUUCCGAUGCUGCAAUUGAAAAAGCUGAUGUUGCUGUUGAGAGUCUCAUACCAGGACUGGAGCCCCCAGUGCCCCAGCGCCUCCCAUCUCAGACGGAAUCCGUGACCUCAAACUGCACAGAUUCUCUCACCGGGGAAGAUUCCCUGAUCGAUUGCUCUCUGCUUUCUAACCCUACUACUGACCUUCUGGAAGAGUUUGCCCCCAUAGCGAUCUCUGCUCCAACCCAUAAAGCUGCAGAAGAUAGUAAUCUCAUCUCAGGUUUUGAUGUCCCUGAGGGCUCGGACAAGGUGGCAGAAGAUGAGUUUGACCCUAUUCCUGUAUUGAUAACCAAAAACCCACAAGGUCUCCAGAGAGAGCCCAAUCCCUGUCCUGUAAUAACUGUAGAGCACUUUAAAGAAUCAGCCGGUGUUAAAGGCCUUCCCCUCUAUCCAGACCCCUCCAGAGUAACUGACACGAAAACUCAGAACAAUUUAGAAUCCGACUACUUGGCCAGAGAUGGCCCUUCAAGCAACAGCUCAUUCCACAGCAGUGAAGAGGAAGGGACUGACCUUGAGGGGGACAUGCUGGACUGCAGUGGGUCUCGACCUCUCCUCAUGGAAUCUGAAGAUGAAGAUGAGAGCUGCAAGCCUCCGCCGGGGAAGCUGGGAGCAGCCGUUCCAUUCACUCAGCCAGAAGUCUCUGCUGAGCAAGCAAAGGCAGUGCAAGGUGGAAGAAAGAACCAGUUUCAAGCUCUCAUACAGCCAACCACUGAUGGUGUCGGUGAGCCAGAUGUUUUUGCCACAGCCCCCUUCAGGAGCUCGAGGGUUUCAGCUGAUGAAAUGGACAUUUUCUCCAAAGCCCCAUUUGUCUCCAAGGGAGGUGUGGCUCCUUCCCAGCCAGAGGAGGCGGACGUGUUCUUGAGAGCCCCUUUUACCAAAAAGAAAAGUAUGGAGGAGUUAACAGUUGCCCAGAGCACCUCUCAGGAGGUGCCUGUGCAGGCCGGUCUUCUCAGUCAGACAGACGAUGUCACUCUGCUCUCAGGCCUUGACAGAGCAGCGUAUGCCUCUGUCCGAUCUCAGUAUUCCAUGGCUGGAUUUGCCCAGCACUCCAGCCUCCCUUCCCAUUCUGUACAAGCAGCAGACCAUCUUGACAGCAUCUCACCCAGGGGAUCCUCUCUGGAAUCUGGGGGCCACCCUAAUGACAGAAACAAAGGACUUCAGCCCCAGAAAGAAGCUGUCUCAGGCCCCAUGGCUGGCAAACCAUUCCGUCCCCAGUCUUUAUCCAAAUACUCCCGUCACUAUAGCCCAGAAGAUGAGCCAAGUCCCGAAGCCCAGCCCAUCGCUGCCUACAAAAUUGUUUCGCAAACCAACAAGCAGUCCAUAGCUGGUUCUGUUUCCAUCACAUCCCUUUCCUCCAGGACUACGGAGCUGCCAGUUGCUGAUCCUUUUGCUUUAGCGCCCUUUCCUUCAAAAUCAGGCAAGCAGAAACCUUAAGAACGAUACCUGAGCCGUAGGCCUCUGUCUCUGCCCCACCUUGAAUAACCCAGCACACCACUCCCAGCUGAGCCUUCCUAAGAAGAAAUGUAUGUUGUUAUCUUUAAGUUUCUUGGGUCAGAGCAAAACGUCAGUCAACAAACUCAAGUGCAAAACCCCUUUAAGUAUGCUCAUUUCUUUUUAUAUUGAUUUCUGGACUUUCAGGCAUUUCCAUCUUCACCUCUACCCAGAACUUGGCUUCCCCCUGCCCACCGCCCCCCAGAAACUAUUUAAAUCCAGAAACACUUAAUGAACCCAACCCCAAAGGGGCCAUGUGAUCACUAGUUUUAAUUCCUGCAGUCCUGUUGUGAGUCACGUCCACUGAGGAAUCAAUAUCAAGCCCUCCAGGACUUGAUUGAAUACUUUUGAAAAGAGGAUAUUUCUGGAAAGAGAUGCAAGGUGAAAAUCCUGCAUGUCAAGAGGAAGUGUAAUCCUGCAGAUGUAAUCAUUCCUGUAAAACCAGCAGCUGUAGGGGUCUCUGCAUCUGUUUCCGAGUCUGCGCCAGCCAGGCUGGCUCUCAUGCAUGUAGUGCCUGUGGGUGUUUAGUGUGUGCCAGACCUCUCCUGUGUAGAAGCGCAAGCAGAUGAGAAAUCUGUGCUCAUAUCGCAUACCGUUGAGCCUUCCCUACAUCCACGCUGCUUUGUAAAUCAGUGUGAGUGCACAGGUUGUGUGUGUGCAUGCGCACGUGUGCGUGCGCUCACAGGAAGCAUUUUUUCUUUCUGAUAAUCCUGUCCCACCAGGCCUACCUCCACACUCACUCACUCACUGGCAUUUGUCUCCUGCACUAACUUACUUGAACCCUAUUUUUAUUUAGUUCUUUUCUCAUGACAAAAUUGAUUUCAUUGGAAGAUGUAGGAGAAUCCUGCUGAAGCAGGUUUCAGGUUAGAUUUCUUUUUCUCCCCAGUUUGCUAUUUGUGAUUAACAAAUUCCAUUUACCUGGUCAUGAAAAAUUAAUUAUUUUUCUGUAUUUUUUCCCCUCAGAACAAUAUAAAAGAGCACGUUAUAGAUUCUACCACUGGGUAUAUGGUCUUAUUAAUUUUUAAAAUACUUAAAAACAUCGGUCUGAGCACUCCAUGCUGUCAUUAUGGAAUUAAUUCAUGAUAAGAGUAGGCUACAAACUAGAUUUGCUUAUUUGUUUGUUCCAAAUCCUUGCCAUCUUUCUGUACUGCCUCUUGAGGAAAUAUAAAUCUGAGACUUGUAAAUAAGUUUUUAUGGGAGAAUGGAAAAGAGCUGAAUCUGUUAGCUAUGAAAACCUUUAUUCUCCCCCUCUUUAGAUGUUGAAGUAAGCCAGAUAGAUGAAUGACUUGUGUCUUUGAAAUGUCAUCUCUUUCUAGAAAGAUCUGACUCAUUCCUAGCUGGUUUCAUACCCCUUAGUGUUAGUGCCUUAAAAUGAAAUUUAUGUCUCAGUGGGAAGAUUUCUGCUGAGGAAAUUCAACUUUAUGGAAAGAGUUCCCACACCAUGUUUCAAUGUGAAAGCUUCUGUGACUUAGUAAAUGUUAGCAGUUUUUUUCCCCAUUAGCUGGAGAAAUCAAGGGGGUUGCUUACCAAACAAGAUUAAUGAUUUAAGAAUUCCUGGAAAUUUGUCCAAGAAUAAAGCCUGAAGGUCAAAUUCUAUUGCAAUUGAUGAGGUGUGAUAGUCUUUAAAUUUAAAGAUCGUGGAUCUUGGCAGUAAACUAUGAACAGCUGCUUUCCAAGACUUUUCCUCCGUUUGUCUCCACCUAUUUCAAAUGUUCAGGUUAAAAGAUAAAUAAUUGAUACUGAACCAGGGCUACCAGCAAUGGUUUUCCAACUGAGGUUUCUUCGUGCCAGAAAUGAAUGUCUUUUACUCUGUUAGAUGAUAAAUGUUCGUUCUAAGAGAUUUCUUUCUCCCAGUGAUCAUUGCUGACUUUUCUGUGUGAUGUGGAUGCAAAACUAUCUUUCCAGUUAAAUGAAUAGUUUUAGCUAAUGCACAGGGACUUUUGCAUCUCAAACUCUUCCCUUUGACAUUAUCAAUUAAAGUCUCCAAAGGCAGGAGCCAAGAGGACAGAAAUACUCAGGAGAGUUUUACUCAGGAGAGUUUUCACCCCAAAUCAGAAACUCUUAAAAAGAAGGCCCUGAUUCAUUCUUCCAAGUAUUCAGGAUUACCUCUAUAACAACCCUGCAAAAUGUUUUUCCUUUGGUUAUUUGAUCGCAUCCCCCAAAUUAAGUAGCUAUUUUAGUUUUCAAGAUAAAAUCAAUAAAAUGAUGGUGAUUUUUGUUAUGUAGUUGAAUCAUUUGUCAAGCAUGGACUCGUAACCUGUUUUUAGUCUCAUGGAGGCCUAUGAUGGUUGGAGACUCUAAAUAACUUCUUUGAUUAGGAAAUGAAUGUAAACACAAAUUACUGUUGUAUUCUUAAUGAUACAUGAAAAUGUUUUGACUAUGGGAUGACAUUAUUAGCUAAUAACUAGUGAAAUCAGCAAUGAUCUUUGGAUCAUGUAGGGUAAAUGCAUCAUUGAAAGAUAAAAUGUUCUUGCCAGAGGCCAAGAAUCUGAAUCUGGAAAUUUGGAAAAUUUCGUUUUAAGGGAAUUAGGAGUGCGCAGGUGCUUUGAAUUGAUUUAGCAGUAAUGCAUGUUUCCAACAACUACACUGCCAUAGGUUAACAUUAAAUAGAAAAAAAUACAUAGUCAACAAAAUACUACACUUCUUGUUUUAAUUUGUUUCAUGUGUUACUUUACACAUCUGCUAGGGAAUGCAGGCACGUGUUAACUUGCAUUUCAGUGGAGUGCAGUGAGCCAGAAUACAUUGAGAAUAAAACAUUGAACCACAGCAUGCACGGAUGAACUCUUAAAGAAUUUACAUUAAUUGACUAACAGGCAAUAUUGAAAUAAUGAAUUAUCUUACAUGUGGUGAAAAAUAUUUAACAUAUCUAUUUUUGGGGCUCACAUAGAGCCCUUCCAAAUCCUUGUUAGACUGGGAAAUGGAAUGAAUAAGAUUUGUUGCUAAAGCAGAUGCUUGCCAGGACCUAAGGAAAUCUAGGUCAUAAAUCCUAUUUCACUUUGGGCCCGCUCAUUGUUGAGUUGAAAUAUUCAGAUGUGUAGGUUAAUGAGUGUGUGUUUAUCUUGCCCGUAAUGUGAGUUUAAUUUGGCAACCAAGAUACUUCCUUCUAAACUUUGGGGAAAAAUACCAGUAUCUUACUGACCUUAUUUAAGUUUUAGAAUACAUGUAUAUGAGUGUUUUCAGCGUGUAUAUAUGAUGUUCAACAGACAUUUCACUGAUUUCAGUUUAUUUAAGUGUAAUUACCAGAGUGACCUGACAAUAGAAAUUCAAUCAUGCUAUUUCAUUCCAUAAAGAAAAGUCACCUAGAUUCUAUAAUAUGUAUGAAUUAUAUCAAAUAGGAAACUUUAUCAUAUAGGAAACUAGAGAAGGGUGGGAUCAAACUCUCUAACAGGGAAGAUACAAUUUAAAAUGGAGUCACUUAGAUCCCUUUAAUGUUUUUCUGUGUCUUUGGAAUUGAACUUGGAGAACAUAUGCCAAUCAACUGUGGAAUGGCUGCUGUCUGCACAGAUGCAGUUUUUGAAAAAACUGAAAAAUGUUCUGAAAAAUAUGGAACCCAGAUUAUUUUGAUUUAAGGGACAUGGGAGAGCUGCUGAAAGGUCCACCACAGCUUCUAAGGAGGCAGGAGCACCUUGUAAACGCCACGGUCACCCCGAGUUCUGAUCCUCCAAUCCUGCCUGAUGGAGUAAAUAAGAUUUUAAAGGAAAUCAUGUAAUAUAAAAUCUUAGUUUUUUCAAUGCCUUUGUCAACUGCUACUUGUAGUUUGUUUUUUUGUUCCUUUUUGUGUUUAGCCAACAGGACACUUGCAAACUUGUGACUUCUGAAGUUCACUUAAGGAAGAAUUUCGAAAUGCUUGAAAAUAAAAAAUAGUGUCUGGUUGGGAAUUGUUCAUGUGUUUUUUGCUACAAAAUAAAUUUGCUAGGUUGCUGAGAAAAACAAGCUGGCUCAGUUUAGAUGUGGGAAUUUACACUGGCUGUGUCUUGAUUCCCAGAAUGCCAUCUUGCUCUGACUUCCUGGUCUUACCUGCCUCAUUUGCACCUUGACUUUUAUUAGGAAACAGGCCCCCCACUUGCGAUACCCAAGAUCCUGUCAUUAAAACGCUGCCAGACAUAGCUCUUUCCUGCUCUUUCAUUACCCCUGCAAGUCUUCCUAGCUCAUCUUCCUUAUUUCUGUUCCCACUUCAUUUCCUCACAUGACAUUCCCCUAUUAUGACCAUACCAAUAAGUUGAUAAGAGGUAUGAUUGAAUGAUUGUGUUGCUUUUUAUUUGCCUCCCUUUCUACUAUAAAAAGUUUCUUCUUAAAUUUCAGCUUAGCUUGUGAUAAUCUCACCACACUGGAAUAAUUCAAAAUAAGAAUGAAAUGGCUCACCUUCCCCAUUUCUUACAGACUGGAAUAAAGGGUGAAGGAACGUUGUCAGAAUCCCAUCCUUACUCUGUGGAAACAGCCCAGAGUGCCCUAGGAUGCAGGGGCAAGUUUAAUGUGUGAAGGUACUCUAGCAUAGCUUAUAAAAAUGGCUAAAUGUUAACCACACUGGUGGCUCGGCCCAGUAUCCCCAUAACUUGUAAUUACACAAGUAAUUUAGUCUUGAGCUACUUCCCAGCAAUCUCAAUAUGUGUGACACUGUUGGGUUUAUAGUAACAAUGUUUUGUUCUUGAAAUCAAGUCAAUGUUGUCUGCAUUGCAUUGUAACACAACUAUAUAUGUAAGUUAAAAGGAUCUGUUUGAUUCCUUUGGGCAAGGAAUUGCAGAAAUGGUGUUUAUCAAUAUCAGCUAAAGUGACACUUCGAGAGUGAAAAAUGAUGUAGCUUUUCACUUUGAAAUGGCAAGUCAGUUGUAUUCUGAGUCUACCAAAGACUCCUGUUUGAGGAGUGUGAAUGGGGUGUGUGUGUGUGUGUGUGUGCACAAGUGUGCAUGUGUGUAUCCUAUGCUUUCUGCUAUGGUGUUAAGACCUCCUAAUAAAGGCAUCCAAAGAAUAUCAAGAGAUGACAGUCCAUACUUGGCAUGAGUAAAUUUGCUUCCCUUUGCCAACGGCUCUCUAAGAACUAAAGUUGUCCUAGAUAAAGGUGGGAAAAAUCAGCCAUCGCCUGAGCCUCAUUUCCACAGUAAGUAUGUUCUUCCCAUCCAUGAGAAUGAAACUCAGUAGGGUAUGUCCUGAAUUCUUGGCUCAUGUGUAGUGUUGGAAGGGACACAGUGACAAGAAGACCACAAGGCUUGCAAGAUGUUAUUUUGCAAGAGGGAAUGAAGUCAUUUUUUAGGUGCUGGAAACCAAAUACAGGCCACGGGCCAUGCUCAUUCCAUGCAGAAGAAGUGAACUCCCUUAACUGUGUUUUGAGUUGACUGAAUGAGCAGGUUGACUCAGCUCUAAGGACUAUUGAGGCCAUCACUCCUCAGAAAACAGUAUAUGCAUGCAAUCUCAAUGGCUGUGAACAUGGGAAAGGAAGGGGAAAAGACAAUUAUAAAGUCAAUCUUAACAGUUUUUGCAAUACCUCUUAUUUGCAGACUAUUUGGAUUUAUGUUAUUGAAAUCCUUGUGUGAUCUAUCUUAUGUAUCUGACAGUUUUAUGAAUAAUUAUUUGAGUUGUAAACUCCUAUAUACUUUAUUAAAAUGGACAUAAUUAAAUGAUUUAUACUUUGUAUUGUUUCUUAUGUCAGA
Pteronotus mesoamericanus is the source of this 10042-nucleotide messenger RNA. It is a transcript of the gene AAK1, whose product is annotated as AP2 associated kinase 1. Gene Ontology annotation, biological process: protein phosphorylation. The coding region runs from base 405 to 4340 and encodes 1311 amino acids. Lineage: Eukaryota; Metazoa; Chordata; Mammalia; Chiroptera; Mormoopidae. The transcript has 22 exons. Gene Ontology annotation, molecular function: protein kinase activity; ATP binding. The record is from RefSeq and is a predicted model, not a curated record.